Molecule: messenger RNA, 1136 nt
Organism: Entelurus aequoreus (snake pipefish)
Lineage: Eukaryota; Metazoa; Chordata; Actinopteri; Syngnathiformes; Syngnathidae
Exons: 8
Coding region: 211-972 (253 amino acids)
Source: RefSeq, a predicted model, not a curated record
CCAGCACCUGCAUUAAACAUGCAGAGAGUUACACAAGUUCUUACCACCUUGGGGCACCAUUCAGGUAAAAUCUCAGCUCAUCUUACUUGCUUAUUUGUAUACACUAACACCUGUGCAUGCUUUUGUCCACGUUGUUCCUUUGACGAUGAAUAAAUACCCCUUUUCUUUCUUUCUACAUUAAGGGUGCCUUUUCAUCUGAUUAAAUUUAUAAUGAACAGGGACAUUGCGGUUGUCCCAAGUGGAUGGUAUGAUGAUAGGAUGGUUUUCUGGCCCAGCUAUAAAAACACCGACAGAAUUGAAAGGGCAGCUUUAAAUGAGGAGCAGCAUGAGCCAAACUGGCCAAGAUUUGACGUUUCUGUUGUCCGAACUUGUGACAAUUACAAAGACGCAUUAAAAAUAAUGCAACAAUAUGGAAAGGGCUGCGACACCUCAGACCUGCAAUCUGAGGCAGAGAACGAGGAGCUGCCAGAAAAAAGGAACAGGAAGCCAGUCCAUCGUCUCGGGGACUCAGAUGAUAGCGAAGAAGACCCGGGAAAUAGUGACCUCACAUCUCUGGGGUUGGCAAGCCAAUUGCACAGGCAGACUCCACCGUCUCGCCGAGUGCCAGCAAGAGUCAUGAGUACUUGUCAACUCGACUCCUCAACUGGAGAUAACUUUCUAGCACCUCACCAUGGGGAUGGACGCAUUCAUAUGCCUUCACCAGCACCUGCAUUAAACAUGCAGAGAGUUACACAAGGAACGGCAGUCCCUCCUCGACUCCCUCCACCCCCCUCACCAGCAGCCCUCAACAUGUGGCAGACAGAGGAGCCUGGAUCCAGCCUGGCCUACAGGCCAACAUGGCGAGGGGGAAGAAUGGCCGACAACAUUUCCUGCUCUGCGCCUGAGGUAAUCCACAUCCUUAGCCUGCUGGAAACUAUUAAGCACAACCAAGACCAGCUGAUUGCGAAGGUAAACUUCUUAAGCCUUGAAUAGGUCAAUAUUUCAUAAUGACAUUGAUUUUGAUUCAUUAUUAUUUUUUAAAGAAAGAAACAGCCUACAUGGCAGCUUUGUGUGAUUAGAGUAAACAUUGCUACAUUUUCUUGUUACAUUUCACCUGUUUGCUCUUUAAAUACCACUUUUAAUGUUUUUUAUUUAUU